AUGGUUGAAUGGUACCAUGAACGGACAUCGAAGAUUUUAGAAGGUAAAGCCAAUACAGGGUGGGUUUCAGGAUGUUUAGACCUUAAAGCCGACAAGAACCAUACACAUACCAUUGCAAAUAUUACAAACUUACAAGAAACCUUAAACAGGAAAAGUGACGUUGGACAUACACAUACCAUUGCAAAUAUUGCAAACUUACAAGAAAAGUUAGAUGACAAAGCUGACAAGAACCAUACACAUACAAGUUUUACAACUGUUGCUAUAGAAAGUAUUGAAGGAACGGUUGAAGAAACUGGUGGGGAUGCAUUAUAUUGUAAACCUCCUAACUUUCCACAAGGUUUAACAUCGGAUGACGACAUAACGACGAUGAGAAACAUUAGAUGUAAAGAUGUUUAUGUCAUGAAGGAUGAACAUAAUAUUAAAUUCACUGCUCAAGAUUUAUAUGACAAGAAAGCAGACAAAACAGAGCUUCAAACAUUAAAGACAGAAAUACUUCAAACAUUAUAUCCUAUAGGCUCUAUUUAUACGUCAAUGAACUCUACCAGACCAGAAGUAGUACUUGGUUUUGGAACUUGGACUCAAAUACUCGAAAGUUUUUUGUAUUGUGCACACACUCCAAAGAAAACAGGUGGAAGUAAAACGAUAUCUGUCGACAACUUGCCACCACAUAGUCAUUCUGGUACAACAAACUUUUCUGGCGACCAUAGCCACUCAUUAAGAGACCACCCAUUAUACAACUCAGAGUAUGAAGCUGGCUAUGACGUUUUAUCUCCAGAUUAUAACCAUUCAGCAAAAAAGACUUUUCGACAAACUGAACCAGGAGGAAACCACCAACAUACUUUUACAACAACAUCUACAGGACUAGGUAAAAAAUACAUGCCACCUUACAUGACAGUUUGUGCAUGGUAUAGAAAUGCUUAG
Trichomonas vaginalis G3 is the source of this 921-nucleotide messenger RNA. Its product is annotated as phage tail repeat-like family. The transcript has a single exon. The record is from RefSeq and is a predicted model, not a curated record. The coding region runs from base 1 to 921 and encodes 306 amino acids. Lineage: Eukaryota; Parabasalia; Trichomonadida; Trichomonadidae.